CAUGGUCGAAUGCAGAAAAACAACAGACAUCUUCCGCGUUUGUUUUUCUCCGCCAGUGCUGUUGGACGAGCUCUUUUUCUACAGAGAUUUUUACUUAUUUUCCGUGUCUGCUUCCACUUCAAAGCUUGCAGUUCCGAACCGGUGUAAGCAUCACUUACCGUCGAUGCAGCAGUGAGCGCAUCAAACGAUGUGGAAAUAUGUUUCCCGUCGUAUACGCGAUGUGUACGACAAGACAGCCCAUGUACUAGAAGUACCGCGCACCUGGAACUGUGGUGAAAGGUUCUGCGGAGAAACUCCACCGGACGAUGGAAGCCGGGGCCGUGUGCAGCAUGAAGCUAAUGGCAGUAAACGAUACUGCCUGCUACAUGUUGCCCGUCCGAAUCAGCUUGGUAAACGCACGCAACAGGAGUACGGUACCGGUUCGAACCAGUCGGAUCGUGAUGGAGCCAAGCGGAAGGAGUACAACCAUACACCGAUCGAACACUCGUGGCUGGGUGCGAUAACAUGGACCAGUGCCAUUAUCUGCGGCUGGUACACCACCCAACUGCUCUGUCUGCACCGUCGCACUCGGCGGUUCGACCAUCCAUCCUUUGGCCGUGGCGUUACUUCCCAGCUGCUGUUUACCGCCUCGGAACAUCGUAGACUUUCGGCUCGUCACUGUGAGGCGUUGGCGCAGUACUUUGGGUUGCGAUCCGGUACUUCGUUUGUCGCUCCAUAUGCGAAACCGUUCAUUUCCGAUGCAGCUUGGUCGUUUGGAAAGGAUCCGCCAAAGAACACCCUCGGACAGUCGGUUGCCGCUUUUAUCCCAUACGAUGGGCAAGAUUUCUUGGAUUACACCGACAAGAACCGUGGCGAGUUGCAGCGCUUCGUUUUUAAUGUUAACAACGAAACGAAACCGACUGUACAUGCCGCACCGAAGGAUGAAUUCGCUUCGCAGAUCGGUAUCACUCCCGUGGCGGAAGUACCAGUGAAGGACGAGGGACCGGCUGAAACUAUCGAUGGAGCGUUUAAAAACUUGCUCUCCGUGCUGGGUGAGAUCGAGUAUCAGCUAGGGUGCCGCAAUCUGGAGCUGGGCGAAUUUGAAUCGGCCGUUUCGCACCUGAAGCUCGGAGCCAGCCAUCAUCAUGCAGGUGCUGCGUUUAAUCUUGGCAUUUGCUUCGAGCAAGGUUACGGUAUGCCCAAGGACAUGGCUAUGGCCUUGGAAUGCUAUCAACAAGCGGCCGAACAGGGACACCCGCAAGCGAUUUACAACGUUGGAGUGUUUCAUGCCCGUGGGUACGCCGGCUUGCGUCCGAGUCGUUCGAUGGCAAAGAAGUACUUCCUUGCGGCUGCUGAACUUGGAUUGCAAGAAGCGAUCGUUGCCCUCGGACCGAAGUACCAACGCAGCCGGAAGGAAUCGCUGGUUGUGAAUAAUUCGAUGGAUAAUGGUGGCAGCGUGCAGGCACCGUCCCAAUUUACGCUGGAGAACGUUGAUCAGUUCUUCGCGGAUAAAAACUACACCGAGCGAGCACCUGUGCAGCUGCAACUUGUAUCUGCGGCUAGUGGAUAGAUCGGUAGUCGCCCUAUAUGCAGUGGCCACGUACAAAGUUUCCUAGAUGAUGGUGGUUUGAUUAGCUGUUUCCUGUAAUGGCCAACCUAUUUAUUCACUGUUUCGUUUCGUUACUAGACAGAAUUGGUGCAACGUUUGGACGACAAGACAAGCGAUUCUGAAUCACCUUUGCUUUGUUUGCCGUCGAAACGAGUUGAAAUUGGUUACAAUUCUGGCACGUUCGAAUCCAAAUGUAGAACAAAACAGGUUGGUGCAUGGUGCUUUGUUUGUGGUGUUUGGGUUUCUGUUUUUCUUUUUCUCUGGGUUUAAUGUUGGAUCAGAGAUCAUUCAUGAAAAAAAAAUAAUAAAAAAAGAAGUAAAAUAUGUUAAAGCGAUAACAAAACUGUAUGUUUCGCAUGUUUGCCAUCGACUUUCGUGUAUGUGUGAUUUUUGUAAAAUUACAACAAAACGUUUGAACCAAUAAAAAUGUGUUCCCUUCGUCGAAUAAACACCAAA
Messenger RNA from Anopheles stephensi (Asian malaria mosquito), 2044 nucleotides. RefSeq lists its product as uncharacterized. The record is from RefSeq and is a predicted model, not a curated record. The transcript has 3 exons. The coding region runs from base 188 to 1549 and encodes 453 amino acids. NCBI's taxonomy places the organism in Eukaryota, Metazoa, Arthropoda, Insecta, Diptera, Culicidae. Gene Ontology annotation, molecular function: protein binding.